CGUUCUACCAUCAGACCUUCUUUGGAUUUAGUGCAGUGUAUUUCGACCUUGCCAAAAUCUUCGUGGCAAUUUACCAAGCAACAUGGCCUCUCGACUUUUGUUUGUUACCCUUGGUGCCCUUGCAAUCUUAGGAUUUUGUAAUGCUGGAGGACAUGGAGGGGGACACCAUAAAAAAGUGAUAAUCCACAUACCGUACAAAGUGAAACACGUCCACCACACGCACACCGUGUACAAGCACGUCGGCGGUCACGGUGGGGGCGGUCACCAUGACGGCGAGUUCUACAAGGUGAUCGGCUACAGCGGCGGCAUAGACGACGGCGAGGUGGUCUCGCACGGCGGUCACGGAGGCGGUGGUGGGGGCGGUCACGGCGGCGGCGGUCACGGUUGGGAGUCUGGAUUCGGCGGAGGUUUCGGGGGCGGUCAUGCCGCUCCGGCUGUGGAAUCGCACGCCGAGAUUGGGGGCGGGCAUGGAUUUGGCGGCGGACACGAAGGAGGCAUUGGAGGCGGUCACGGUCUCUCGAUCGGGGGCGGCGACCACGGAAUCUCCGUUGGCGGCUCCGGCGGCGGUCACGGGCUCUCUUUACACAGUAACGGCGGCGGCGGCGGUCACGGUCUCUCUCUUGGCGGUUCAGACGGCGGUCACCACGAAUCCGUAGAACACCACGACAUGGGAGGCGGUUACGGGGGCGGUCACGGCGCCGCCCUCGCCAGCGAAGGCGGCCACGAUUUCGGCGGCGCCGUGGAGAGCCACGUCGGCGGUUUCGAGGGCGGUUACGGGGGCGGCGAUGUUGGCGGCGGCUACAACGCCAUUUCCAGCGAAGGUGGACACGAUUUGGGGGGUGGAUACAGUUCGGGAGGAGAUGGGGGCGGGCACGGUUACGAGGCUUACGGGGGCGGCGACGACGCCGGCCACAAAGGUUACGAUUGAGGUUAUGUGAUAUUUUGUUGUUGUUUUUUAAUACCUGCAUUUCUUUCUAAGUCUCCUAGUCUAUUUAUAUCUGUUUUUUACCUAGUGUGUAAGCCUGUAAAGUAUUAUUGUUUUUGUUGACUAUUUUUUUAAUAAAAUAUUUUAAAAUCCUUA
Molecule: messenger RNA, 1081 nt
Organism: Brassicogethes aeneus
Lineage: Eukaryota; Metazoa; Arthropoda; Insecta; Coleoptera; Nitidulidae
Source: the annotation of a GenBank genome assembly